Molecule: messenger RNA, 995 nt
Organism: Paramecium sonneborni
Lineage: Eukaryota; Ciliophora; Oligohymenophorea; Peniculida; Parameciidae
Source: the annotation of a GenBank genome assembly
UCUGAAAUAAUAUAUGUAAUAGGAUCCAAUAAACAAAAAAGUUUAUUAUAAAGAAGUAUGUUCUCUGAAACAUUAAAAUUCAAGAAUUUUAGAAGCGAAAUAUCUUUAUGAUAAUUAAUAAAUAAUCAGUAUAGGAAAGAAUGAUCAUUUUAUUAAAUAUGAAUAGUAAAAUAAAGAGUGGGGAUUUGGUGGGAUUAUAUUAGAAAAUUAAUAAUUAUAAUGUUGUACUUUUAGUUAAGAGGAGAAUAGUUUUAUUUAUGCACAUUAGAAAGGAUAAAUAGAUCAAUUAAUUUAUAAUAAAGAAUAAGAGAGAUGGGUAAGUAAAACAAUAAGAGAAUCUGAAGGGAAUCAAAUACUUGAAAUAUAAUUAAAUAGUACAUCAAAAAAGAUGGUGUAAUGUUUAUAUGAUUUUGCAGUAGUAUUAGAGAAAUAGAACUAAGAAUGGAGGGAGAUUUGUUCAUUGAAUGAGAAUUUUACAGAAGAUGAAUGUAUAUUUUCAACAAGUGUAAGUUUUAAUAGAGAUUCUUCAGAGAUAGCAAUUGGUUUUACAGAUGGUCAUAUAUCAAUUUGGAAAUAAAUAAAUAAUGAAGAAUGGUUAAUUAGUGAGAAAUUGGAAUUGCAUACAGGUUAAAUAACAAAAGUGAGAUUUAAUAGUUAAAAAGAUAUUUUAGUAAGUAGUGAUGAUAAAGGUAAGAUUGUAAUAUGGGAGAGAAAUGAAUAGACGAGAAAGUAUGAAAUAUAGUGUCAAUAUGAAGGUGAUAAUAAAAUAGAGAUUAUAUAUUGGAAUAUGGAUUCAAAUAUUGUAAUAAUAGGAUCCGGUUCAUAAGUGAGAAUAUUAAAAAGGUAGAAGGAUAAGAAAUGGAUGUUUAUGUAAACAAUAGAAGUGAAGUAGAUAGUUUCAUGUAUUGAUAUAUCUAAGGAUAAUAAAUAAUUGUUGAUAGGAUAGAAUGAUGGAUUGAUAAGUAUAUAUGAAUAUAUUGGUUAAUGAUAUAAAU